Molecule: messenger RNA, 4624 nt
Organism: Drosophila biarmipes
Lineage: Eukaryota; Metazoa; Arthropoda; Insecta; Diptera; Drosophilidae
Gene: dysc
Product: whirlin
Exons: 17
Coding region: 1544-4624 (1026 amino acids)
Cellular component (GO): stereocilium tip; plasma membrane; cilium
Molecular function (GO): protein binding
Source: RefSeq, a predicted model, not a curated record
GCCAAACGGUCAAGACGCGGAGCUCCGCUGAAAAAAUAAAACAAAAUACACCAGGAGAGGGCGAAGGGUAGGAAACUACAAAAUCGCAGCCCAAAUCGCGCUUCGUGGAAAAGCCAAAAAAGUUGGCUAAAAAAUAAUUGCAGAGGCCUGAGCCAAGUAGUAAACCCGAUACCAAAAAGCCAAAGUAAAAAGUGUUUAGAAAUGCCAGUUGGGCAAAUACGCCAAUUAUGGGCUCCCUGAGGCGAAAGAAGGAAAGAGACAGGGCAGCGCUGGCUCUUCCAUGUUGUUGUGUGUAAUGUGUGAAACGAUUUUCCUCCUCCAACAAUCUUUUUUUUUUUUGGCAACAUGCAAGGGGCAUGUAGAUACAGCCCAGAACAGGCCGAAAUAGAGCCACAGCUAGGGGUUCUUUAUUAAGUUGCCUACUGAAAUAAAUACCAAAAAUAAAGCAGAAACAGAAACAGUAGAAGAUGAGGGUUACACUUUGAGGCAAACCACCAAGGAAAUAAUAACCUUGAAGGCUUCUGGCCAAGGCUCUCCAAAACUCGCUGUUCGAGGGCUCGCGUACAACAUGGCGUAUGCUUGAUGCAAACAAAAUAAUACCAAAUACGAAAACAUGAGAGCAUGUGCAACAAAGUGUGCGUGCGCGUGUGUGCGGGGUGCCAAAUAAAGUAUUAAGCAAAUAAAUAAGCGUUUCGAGACGACUCCUCCACUCUACGCGAUUCCCGAUGACGCAUUCGAGAAGAGUAGGGCAGAAGGUUAAAUUACACAAAACGUCAAAUUCGCCACGUACGACCGUCGCUUCGGAGUCGCCAGUCCGAAAAUCCGUUUCGGUUCCGCUUUCGGACUCCUCGGUCGGGAUACGGAGUAUCCAGAUUAUAGGCGUGCAGCGAGCACAACCUACAGAGCACACAAUAUACCCAAAACUUUCCAACUACUUACUAAAAAAAAUAUGCAAAAAACACCAGAUUUGGAAAAAUAAAAUAAUACAAUAGGCAAGCCCUAAUUGCUGGAGGAAUAUCAAGAAGAAUAUUAUAAGGAUUUACUCGACCAGAAAAUGUGCCUAGCUCUCUGAGCGAGGGAGCAAACUUGGGGCAGAGAGAGAGAGAGAGAGCAGAGCACCCCCAAUCCCAAAUUCACCACGAUAAAAUACAACAAAGGAGCCAAGAAGAAGAAAAAAACAGAAAAAAAUACUUUCACUCUCGCCACAACGUGGCGGCGUCGAGAGGCAGGAAGCGCAUAGAGUGACAAACAGACAGACACACAGACAGACGGACGGCGCUGGAAAACUCAAAGGGAAAACUUUUUGCAUGCCACAAGCAGCAGGAGCGUCACAAUCAGCAUCAGCUGACUGCUGCAGGAAGCCUGGCAGCGGGACAACUGUGUUGCGGACAGGACGAGCAUCCUGUCCAGUUGCCAGCCACUCGAUAGAGGCCUCCAGCCUCCUCUGUCCGCAGGAUCCUCUCACCAACACACACACACACCGCGCCCAAGCAAACGGCACUUUUAAUGUAUCCUUAGAAUUCCAAACAGCUCCAGCAGUGUAAUGCGCCUUGGGGGCAGUGGCAUUCCAUACGACGGCGACCCCCUGACAAUGAGCGCAGCUGGCAACGACUAUGCCGAACUCUGUGAUCUUGGACCCUCGCGAUGGAGUGCCCGACCCUACGGAUACAAUGCGACCGCAGCGGCAGCCGCCGGCUUUGGCCUUGGGCCCUCUCUGGGCGGGACGCAGUCGUCGUCGAGCGUGCCGACGGGCGGAUCGGCGGGCCUCAGUGGUCACCACCUGCGCGGUAGUGGAGCGCCGGGUCCGAGCAGCUUCGAGGCGGAGGACAUUGGUCUGGCCUUCGGCAUGAUCAGUCCGCCGCCGGGCAGCGGACCCUACGGCGGAUCGUCGGCGGCAGCGGCGGCGGCGGCGGCAGCCGCAGGAUCACGCGUUGGCAACAGCACCAGUUCGCUGCGCGGUGCCGGCGGUCGAUCCGGACUCUAUUACUCGCCGCCGGGCACCUCCUACACGAUCAUCGAGCGCCCCCACUCGCCGCACUACUACUUCAACUCGGCGGGCGUGCCCACGAAGGGCGGUUCACUGCCGGGGCGUGGCAGCGCCUAUCUCAGCUCCUCACCCGCCAGCCACAUGGCCGCUGGAACGGCGGGCACCCUGCCCACCUCGACGGCGGCCAGCGGACGCUCGAUGGGCCAGCACGCCAGCAGCAAUGGCAACAAGAAGCGGCCCAUCUCGCCGGAGCAGGUGCUCCGCAUGUUCGGCGCCACCCAGUCGUCAUCAGUUCCUACGAGUAGCUACCACUACAGCAACGGCGGCACGCGGGAUCGGGAUCGCACCGGCAGGCGGAGCCCCGCCAGCAGUCCGCCCUCCACCACCCACCAGAUUUAUCGGGAUCGGGAGCGGGAAAGGGAUCGCAGUGUCCCUAAUAUCCACGAACUUACGACGCGAACCGUUUCCAUGUCGCGCGACCAGCAAAUCGAUCAUGGAUUCGGCAUUUGUGUCAAAGGAGGCAAAGACUCAGGCUUAGGCGUCUACAUCUCACGCAUCGAGGAAAAUUCGGUGGCCGAGCGCGCCGGUUUGCGACCCGGUGAUACAAUCCUAGAGGUGAACGGCACCCCCUUCACCUCAAUCAAUCACGAGGAGGCGCUGAAGAGAUGUGUGCAGAUAUUGAAAUCGUCACGUCAAAUCAGUAUGACGGUGCGAGCGCCGCCCACUCUGAACUCGACCGCCCCGCUCCACGGCUUCGGUCCGCCCUCCCGCGACCCCAUGUACGCGUCGAUGGCACCCCCCCUCCACCCGCAGAACCAGGCGGCAGCAGCGGCGGCGGCGGCGGCCUCCGGGGCGGGUCUGCCCUUCCGCCAGACCUGCUCCUGGAUGGACCGCCACGGACGACCCGCCUCCCCGCCCAUGGAGUACGGGGGCAGGCGCAGCGAGCGACGGGAUCGGAUACGUCGUGUGGAGCUGCUGAUCGAGCCCGGUCAAUCCCUCGGCCUGAUGAUCCGUGGCGGCGUGGAGUACGGCCUGGGUAUCUUCGUCACAGGCGUGGAUAAGGACAGUGUGGCGGAUCGUUCGGGACUAAUGAUCGGCGACGAGAUCCUCGAGGUCAACGGGCAGUCCUUUCUCGAUGUGACGCACGACGAGGCGGUGGGUCAACUGAAGUACCACAAGCGCAUGUCGCUGGUGAUACGGGACGUGGGCAAGGUGCCGCACUCCUGCACCUCCAUCGAGAUGGAGCCCUGGGAUGCCUACAGUCCAACGGGCACAAGAGCACGCCGAAAAGGUCAAAUUGCGACCAUGGUGGAGGAGAAGGCGCGCUCCCUGCUGCCCCGUCAUCACUUUGCAAGCCUUUCCUACUAUAUUGCCGAGUAUAGUGCGAAAGCAAUGACCAUAGAUGCCUUUGUUGCCGUCUUAUUAGAGAUGUUAGAUACGUACGAAAAGCACACGCUAGUGACGGAGAUACGGGAACUGGUGUUCCCCGAGGAUCGCACGCGAUACGAUGAGCUCGUCUAUCGCAGAGAACGCGAUCCUUAUAGCGUGGAUAGGCAUAGGCGUAAGGGAGACCCCGCCCGUGAUUUGCCGGUCACAGCCGACGAUUUGGAAAUAAUAGCCGCCACCGGACGGAGUCCUUCGUCGGACUCGGGCCUGGGCAUGACCGUAACGGAUAUACACAAACGACCCGCACUACAGUUGCCCCAUCGGCCCAUGUCGGCGGGACCCAUACUGCAUCGCUCACAGCCAGCAUCACAUUAUCAGACAGCCAGCAACCAGUCCUCAUCAUCAUUGUCGCCUCCACAACAGCAACAACAGCAGCAGCAACAUCUGAAACAGCAGCCACAUUAUCAACCCCAUCAUGCCUCAUUGCGUCAUCUAGGCGGAAUCGGAGGCAACGUGGGAUCUGGUCGUCAUCACCACUAUCCGUUGGGACCAAGUCAAUUGAAAUUCAAGCAGGCCAAAGACAAUCAGCAACAGGAAUACGGCUGUGAUGAGCACAGAACUCGCCGGGGUAGCGAAACCCUUUUGCCGGAAUACGAACCAGAUGCGGGCGGCUACUUAGAUGGACUGCGUUCACAUUUGGGUGGUUUAACACAACGUGUCAAAUCAUGGUAUUGGGGACGACCUCUAGAGUUGGCCACAAAACUCUCACGAAGUUUCGAUAUGAAGGAAGAAGGCGGCACAUUGCUGGGCGAUAAAGGUGUACGAAGGCAUCAGUCCAUGCAGCGUCUGUCAGCGGAGCAGAAUGGUGGUUCAACGACUGAACAAACACAUGAACACAAUCCAAACGUCGUACCUGAUCAUAGAGGCAACUUACACAUUACAGUUAAGAAAACCAAACCAAUUUUAGGUAUUGCUAUCGAAGGUGGUGCUAAUACAAAACACCCGCUCCCUAGGAUAAUCAAUAUCCAUGAAAAUGGUGCAGCAUUUGAAGCGGGCGGCCUAGAAGUCGGGCAACUCAUACUGGAGGUAGAUGGAACCAAGGUGGAAGGUCUACAUCAUCAGGAGGUUGCUCGACUUAUAGCCGAAUGCUUUGCUAAUCGUGAAAAGGCUGAAAUAACCUUCUUAGUUGUCGAAGCAAAAAAAUCAAAUUUGGAACCGAAGCCGACGGCGCUGAUAUUUUUAGAAGCCUAA